AUGGUGUUGUCAUCCUUGGUCUCUUCUUCUCCCUUUUUUGUUGAGGAUACAGAGCCAGAGCUGAGGAUGGUGCUGCUUGGGAAAGUCGGAGUUGGGAAGAGUGCUUCAGGAAACACCAUCCUGGGCAUGGAAAACGUAUUCCCCUCCAAGCGCAGUCUAUCAGCUGUCACAAUGAAGUGCCAUGUGGAAAAGGGGAAAAUUGGAGAACAAGAUGUGGUCGUUGUUGAUACUCCAGGGUUUUUUCACAUUGACAGAUCUACAGAGAAUUUGGUGAAAGAGAUCAAGAAAUCCAUCUCACUUGCCGAACCCGGUCCUCAUGUGUUCCUGAUUGUGCUGAGGAUUGGGGAUAAAUACACAGAUGAAGAAAAGGAAAUGGUGGAAAUCAUUCGCAGUACUUUUGGCAAAAACGUAAUGGAUUACACUAUGGUCUUAUUCACCUUUAAAAGCAAACUGCAAGACACUGACAUAGAAGAAUUUAUUCGAUCAAAUAAAAACCUCCAUGACCUAAUCUUACAGUGCAACUGGGGAUACCAUGUUUUUGACAACACCAACAAGACUCCUGAGCAGGUCACUGCUCUGCUGGGGCAGAUCAACAAAAGGAUUAAGACACCAGGAGGAGACUUCUACACCCCAGAGAUGCUCCACAAGGCUGAAAUUGCCUUACGGAAAAAACAGCAAGAUCCAAAAGGAGAAGGAGCCCAAGCCAAGCUAGCCACCCUUCGAACUUUUGCUUUUUCUGGGAUAGCUAUCGGAUGUGUAAUGGGGUAUCUUGCUGGUGGUGGUCAGGUGACGUCCACGGUAGCAGCUGCAUUAGGAGGUGCAGCAGGUGGAAUAUUUGCAAGUGUAACAGCAGGUUUAGGGAUACUUGCCAAAGACGGCAUUGAGAAUUGCAUCACAAAGUGA
Messenger RNA from Epinephelus moara (kelp grouper), 903 nucleotides. Its product is annotated as GTPase IMAP family member 7-like. The record is from RefSeq and is a predicted model, not a curated record. Gene Ontology annotation, molecular function: GTP binding. Lineage: Eukaryota; Metazoa; Chordata; Actinopteri; Perciformes; Serranidae. The coding region runs from base 1 to 903 and encodes 300 amino acids. The transcript is spliced from 2 exons.